This is a messenger RNA of Loa loa (African eye worm), 414 nucleotides long. RefSeq lists its product as hypothetical. Lineage: Eukaryota; Metazoa; Nematoda; Chromadorea; Rhabditida; Onchocercidae. The transcript has a single exon. Bases 1 to 414 code for a protein of 137 amino acids. The record is from RefSeq and is a predicted model, not a curated record.
AUGACAGAAAAUUUGGAUAAUAUUAAUGAUGAAGCAAAUAAAUUGACGAAAACAAAUGCUAAAACUAAAACAGAAUCUGUUAGCGCGACAGAUGACACGGAUAUGACACAAAUAAUAGAUGAUAAAUUAAUUGAUAUACAAGAAAAAGAAGAAAAGAAAGAAACGAUAAAAAUAGAUGAAAUAAAAAAUGCAACAAAAUUUACAAAAGAUUUAAAGGAAGAAUUAGCAAAAGUAUCACCAAAAUCAGUGAAAAAAGAUGAUGAUAAAAUGGUAUUAAAAAAGCCAAUUGAAAAAAAUUGUCAAAAAAUUGAAACGAAAAAGAUGAAACGAAUGAAAAAAGAUGAUGAUAAACGACAAAAAUUAUAUGAAAAUUUUUUUCGCAAACAUACUUUUUACAUUGAUGAAAUUGGUUAG